Messenger RNA from Rhizophagus irregularis DAOM 181602=DAOM 197198, 2061 nucleotides. RefSeq lists its product as uncharacterized. NCBI's taxonomy places the organism in Eukaryota, Fungi, Glomeromycota, Glomeromycetes, Glomerales, Glomeraceae. The record is from RefSeq and is a predicted model, not a curated record.
AUGUCUUCCUCUAACCAAAGUAAAUAUCCUGAGAAUAACCCUUUUUUACUCAAACAAAAUAAUACAAAUUAUACAUAUACUAUUAUUAAAGAAGGUUUUUACCCUUCAAAAAACAUAAUUUGCUAUACCUCAGCACGUUCUCGCAAUGGAACUCAAUUUAAAAUUCCAAAUAAAUAUUUAGUUCAAACUAGUUGGGGUAGAGGAAAUUUACGACAUACCAUAAAAUGUGAAAUUGAAUAUGAAUUAGAUGGACAGCCUGUUUUUAGAAUUUGGUUUGAAAAGAACUUUCAGCAAUACGUAGUAGAAUCAAAAGAGUCUCCAACUAAAGCUGCUAAUGAAUACUUGCGAAGUAAAAAUCCUAAUACUCAUGCAAAUCUUUCUGGAAUACAUGUAUUUGGUCUUAAUGCUACAGAUGUAGAGAAAGAACGUGAAAAAAAAAAUCAUUCUCAUUCUUUUAAACCAUUUAAUAUGUUAAGUGAAUCUAUGAAAACAAAACGGUCUCGUUCAUUUUCUAUACAUAUGGAUACAAUAUUUCAAAAUGAAACUCUGAAUUUCUAUAAUUCAAGCAAUCAGCCAGUUUUGCAAGAAAUUCGAUUUAAUGUUCAAAAUAAGAAUUACUUGGCUAAUUAUUGUGAUAAAAAUGAAGAGAAAGAAAAUCAACCUGCACUUCAACCUGAGUUACCACGAGACCGUGUCAUCUUAAAUGCUAGAAAAAGAAUUAAUGAAGAAAUGAGUCAAAAAAUUCCCAUUUCUAUUUUAAAUAUUAAACAUACACCUCUUGCAUCAACAAUAAAUGAAGCUCCUGAUAUUGAGGAUCAAGAAAUUGUAGAAGAGGUAUUACAAUACAUUGGUAAAGCAGGUUAUAGACAUAUUUCAGACAUUUUACUUUUUGUAAUUCCAGAUCUUGUAAAUCGAAAUAUUCUUAAUCCAAAUGAUCCUAUAAUUCAUGUACAAAUAUCAGGUGAUGGGCGUAACGUAGGUAGAAAAGUGAAACAUGUUAUGGUUACUUGUACCAUUUUAGAUGAUAUAUUGAAUAUUCAUAAGGCUGACUUUCACUAUACAACUAUUCUAUAUCCAGGUGUAGAGAAUUAUGAGACAUUACAAAAUGUAAUGGAACCAAUGAUUAGUGAAUUGCACAAUUUAGUAAUUAAUGGUCUAAUAGAUCCAAAUGGAACAAAAUGGAAAAUUGAACCUUACUUUAGUAGUGAUUGGAAAUUUAUGGCUAUUAUAUUGGGUUUUAAUGCUGCAAAUGCUAAUUACUUCUGUCCUUGGUGUAUGUGCACAAAAAAAGAUAUUGGAAACAGAGAUAAAAUCCACAAAAUUGAAAAAAAUAUGAACCAGAUACAAUCAUCAAAACCACCACCUGGACAUCUUAAGGCUCCUCUUCUUCCUAUGAUUCCUUUGGAUCAUUAUGUACCUGAUGAGCUUCACGUAAUGCUAAGGAUUUGGGACCGAAUGUGGGCGCUAGUAAUCCAAGAACUUAAAUCUGAAAAUCGAUUUGAUGAUAAUAUUAGAAGAAUUAUUAGUGUGGAGAUGCAAAGAAUAUCGGUUAGAUUUCAUUUUUGGCAGGAUCAUGAUACACAAAGUUGGUCUUACAUAUCUUUGAUGGGAGGAGAUAAAGAGAUUAGAGAUUUUUACGUGCUUUAUAAAUCCAUGAAGGAACCGGAAACUGAUUCUGCACUUUUUGCAAUUCAAGCAAAGAAAUGGCUUGAUUUAUUUCUUACACCAUAUCAAGGUGAACCAAAUACGAUUUCUUUUAAAAAAGGUCUUUAUCGUCCAAAGGAUAUUACGCCAUACAUGCAUGUCUUGAUCAACCACAUACCUGAAUUCAUAAAACUACAUGGGCAUUUUGGAUUGGCAGCAUUUUCAUGUGCAGGGGUUGAAAAAAAAAACCACGAUCAAGUUUCAGCUUUUUUUAGAAAAACAAUGAAGGACGGUGGUAAGGGUAUAGAAAGAAAAUCUGCCAUUUUUGAAAUUCUUUAUUAUGAAAAUCAGUUUAUGUACUUUACCCAACAAUCUACUUUUGAUUCAGUUCUUAAACCUCAAUAUUUUCAAAUUUAA